Molecule: messenger RNA, 4489 nt
Organism: Phycodurus eques (leafy seadragon)
Lineage: Eukaryota; Metazoa; Chordata; Actinopteri; Syngnathiformes; Syngnathidae
Product: neural cell adhesion molecule L1-like protein
Exons: 32
Coding region: 296-4267 (1323 amino acids)
Biological process (GO): brain development; cell-cell adhesion
Molecular function (GO): cell-cell adhesion mediator activity
Source: RefSeq, a predicted model, not a curated record
CUCUCCUGUCACCCCUUCAGCGUGCUUGAGUGGAAGGGUGGGAGGAGGAGGCGUGUUCACUGGGGCAGGCCUGAAGUGGAGAGGAAGGACAUGUCAGAAGUUAGUUCAGACAGAGGAGUUGGAACGCUCCCCUGAUGGUGCUGUUUUUGGAAUUCUAGCUAUUCCCCAUGCACUUAAGGAUGUAGAAUGACUCAAGAAUUAGUCUGCCGUGCCUUAGAAAGUCCAAGGAUUACCAAUUGAUCUUCCUCAACACAUAUCCCUUAACUCAUCUGUCUCCAUUGACCAGAAGGGGGUGAUGAGGCUGGCAGGGAGUCUCCAGCUUGUCCUGCUGCUGGCCCUGAGCACCGAGGCCACAAGCCUCAAUAUCCCUUCAGAAGUGGAGCAGCUUCCUACUAUUAUAUUUCACACAACGGGGCCCAUUAUUGCACUUCCGUACGACAACACUGUGACAAUCAGAUGUGAAGCAAGGGGAAACCCUCCCCCCGAAUACAGAUGGACGAAAGAUGAUCUCGACUUUAUUCCUCCCCAGCCUGCAACAAUCAGAAGUGACCAACUUGCCACAGAUGGUACUUUUGUACUUCAAAACAAAAGCCUUGCUCGAUUUCAGGGUAAAUAUCGAUGCUACGCUUCCAACAAGCUGGGAACCGCCAUAACAGAGACCGUUGAGCUAAUAGUACCUAGUAUGCCAAAAUUUCCAAAGGAGACAAUUGAACCAAUUGUUGUUGAGGAGGGAGAACCUUUCGUCCUGCAGUGUAACCCUCCAGAGGGCGUUCCCCCAAGAAAGAUCCACUGGAUGUCCAUUGGUCUGCAGCACAUUGAUCAGGAUGAGAGGGUUUCCAUGGGCACUGACGGCAGCCUGUACUUCUCUCAUGCCUUACAGAAAGACAGUCGUCCGGACUACUGCUGCUUUGCUGACUUUCUCCGCAUACGCACAAUCGUCCAGAAGCUCGCUAUGGCAGUUGAGGUCAAGCCAUGGACACCAGAGUAUGAAUCUUCUGACAGCAGUGACGCCAGCCCCCCUGUGAGAACACCCAGCCUUCUGCUUCCCUCUGGUGUUCAGACUGAGAAAGUGCUCUUGAAAGGCACAGAGCUUCAGCUUGAGUGUGUACCAGGGGGAUAUCCCACUCCAAAGAUAGAAUGGAUGAAGAUGGGAGAGAAACUUACCGCUCGAGCAAACCUUUACAACUUUGGAAAACUAUUGACCAUACCUGCAAUAGAGGAAAGUGAUGAGGGCAAAUACAUGUGCUUAGCCAAAAACUCAGCUGGACAGGCUGUCCAUUACUUUGAUGUAAUAGUAGAAGAACCUCCAAAGUGGCUGACAGUGCCGUCUCACAGCCAGCUGACUGUGAUCGGCUCUGAUGUGCACAUCAAGUGCUCGGUCAGCGGGAAACCACAACCAGACAUAAUGUGGAAAAAAAAUGGACACAUUUUUGAAGAUGACCCCCUGAACAACAAACGAGUGCUUGAUGACACACUGGUGCUCCACAAUGUCAUGGCAGAUGACAGUGGCGUCUACCAGUGUGAAGCAGUCAACAGACACGGUCUUGUUCUAAGCAACAUUAACAUCAUGGUCAUGAAUAUGGCUCCUCUGAUCCUUACUGAGGACUACCAGGAGUAUGCAGUGAUACGUGGCGAGAACGUGACCAUGAACUGUAGUGUUUUCGGCUCGCCACCUCCCACUAUCUCUUGGGCCAAAGAUGAGACUCCAGAAACCAUUGAGGGAGAAAGAUUUGUUACCCUUCAAAACGGGUCAUUACAAAUCUCCAGUGUGAAGAAAAAAGACAGCAGCGAAUAUCUCUGUGUUGCCGAUAACAGCGAGGGCAAGUCGUCUAUCACGGCUGUGCUGGCAGUGAAAGACCCCACACAUAUUGUAAAUGGACCUCAGGACAUGCAGGUCAUCAGUGGGACCACAGCUCAGUUGACGUGUCAGGCUGAGUAUGAUAAAAGUCUAGAGGACUCCUUUGAGGUGGUUUGGAUAAAGGACGGGGAGCAAAUGACACUUUCCACAGAGGAACAGUCCAGGUACUUCGUGGGUGAUGGCAUGUUGCAGAUCAUGAACGUGAACCUGAGGGAUGAGGGAGUUUAUGCGUGCAUGGCCAGAACGCGUCUGGAUGAGGAUAAUGUUACCGCCCUUCUCACAGUGCUUGAUGUUCCUGAUGCCCCGCAAAAUGUAGAGAUAAGUGAACUCAAGAAUCAGAGAAAUAUUUGUCUGGCUUGGGUACCUGGCAGUGAUCACAACAGCUCCAUAAUAGAAUUCAUUGUGGAGUAUGAGGAGAGCCAAUGGGAGCCAGGCAAGUGGAAGGAGCUCCUCAAAGUCCCUGGUAACCAGGCAACAGCCGAGCUGGCACUCCACGGACAUCUUAACUACCAGUUCAGAGUGUACGCUGUGAAUGCUGUUGGACCUGGGCCCCCUAGUGAGCCCACUGUGCUCUACAAAACCCCCCUAGCUGCGCCUGAUAGGAACCCAGAAAACAUUAAAAUCCAAGGCCAUCUACCAAAUCAAAUGGACAUUAGCUGGGAGCCACUGUUGCCUGUUGAACACAACGGCCCAGACCUGGAGUACAAGGUGAGCUACAGGAAACUCGCUGUGGAUGACACCUGGACAGAACAUCUGGUCAAAAGACACUCCUUCAUUGUGAGGAACACAUCAACAUUCAUCCCGUACGAGAUCAAAAUUCAGAGCAGGAAUAGCCACGGAUGGGGACCAGAGCCUAGAAUUUCUACAGGUUAUUCUGGAGAAGAUGUCAUCUUUCGCCACUGUCUACGGGAAAAUGUGUCAGUUCCAACUGCAGCGCCACGGGAUGUUGCAGUGGAGGUGAUUAACACAACUGUUCUGAGAGUGAGCUGGACACCGGUUCCGCCUGCCACACUGAGAGGUCAGCUAAGGGGGUACCAUGUUCACUUGCUGAAGAAGCGAAGUUUCCUGAAUCCUGACAGGAUCUUGGAUGAACGCCACAUGCUGUCAUUCCCCGGGAAGAGGACUCACGCCAUUGUGCCCAGCCUUCAAGCUUUCUCAGAGUAUACGCUCACUGUCAAUGUCUUCAACAAGAAGGGAAAUGGGCCUAGCAGUGAUCCAGUCACCUUCAACACUCCAGAAGGAGUUCCAGAAAAGGUACCCAUUCUGACCACCUCCAAUGCCCAGAAAGAUUCCAUCCGGCUUGUAUGGGGUCCACCACUGGUGGCAAACGGCAUUCUGACAGGCUACCUCCUACAGUACCACCUCAUUAAUGAGACCACAAAGGAGGUGCUUGAUUCCCGGGAAAUGAACAUCACAGGGCCCGACACCACCCACUGGCAGCUGGAGGGCUUAGAAGAGGGCAGCCUCUACCUCUUUCACCUCAGUGCCUGCACUCGAGCAGGGUGUGGACCUCCACUGGCACGAGAGAGCAGCACUGUCACUCCAGCCCGCAUGUUUCUCACUAUAUCAUUUAUGGCUGCCAACAAAGCUAUGGCCUCUGUCGAUCGUGGCCACAACUGCUCUCUUUCCUUUCCUCACUCAAUUCCAGGCAGUGCUACUCAUCCUCCUUCUUUAGUUCCAGUCCUGUUGAACAUAAGCUCUUACGUGAGCGACACCUAUGCCAAAAUCAGAUGGACUGCCGGGGAGGAGAAGCAGGACUCGCAGCUUUAUGUGGCUUAUAUGAAUAACCGUGAUGGUAACUGGCGCGUAUCCGAGGCGGUAAACACAUCUCAAAGCUUCCACAUUAUUGGCGGGCUCAAACCGGGGAUGGUGUACACGGUGCGCCUCAUGGCCAAGACUUUGCUUGAUAACGCUAGCAUUUUCGAAGAUGUUAUCAAGACGCAAAUCAGAGGCUUGGCAGGUCAACAGAGAAGCAUAUCCACAAAGGGCUGGUUCAUAGGGACCAUGUGUGCUGUGGCUCUCCUCACACUCGUCGUCCUCACUGUGUGCUUUAUAUGGAGAAACCAAGGUGGCAAGUAUGCAGGUACGCCGCCGCCUGGGAGACGAGACAUGCUCGCCAUGGACAAAGUGAAAGAGAAGGAAGACCUCCACCCUAAUGAGGAGUCACAAGCAAUGAAUGAUGACACCUGUGAAUACAGUGACAGUGAUGAAAAGCCACUGAGGGGCAGCUUGUGUUCCCUGAACGGCGAUGAUGUGAUCGGGGACAGCGUCAGCAGAGACAGCCUGGUCGACUAUGCUGACGGCGGAGGAGAAUUCAGCGAGGACGGGUCCUUUAUCGGGGAAUAUUCAGGACACAAACAAUCAGGAUCUGUCACCGAGCCCAAUGGAUUUGGCCCUGUUACUGCAUAAUGCCAAGCUUCCGUUCAAAUUCUGACAAGAACUGCUGUACAGUAUAUUAGGUUUUCACAACAUUAUGUAUAGCACACAUAGCCAAAAUAUGAAGCAAUAGAAAUAUCUUUUAUAAAAAAAAUUGCCAAGAGACUGUAAAGACAAGUGUUUGUAUACAUAAUGUACUGAACUGAAUGAUUGGAUUGAGGGUUUGAUGAUAAUUUAAAAAAAAACUAAACUUUG